Molecule: messenger RNA, 1929 nt
Organism: Daphnia magna
Lineage: Eukaryota; Metazoa; Arthropoda; Branchiopoda; Diplostraca; Daphniidae
Product: rho GTPase-activating protein conundrum
Biological process (GO): regulation of actin filament polymerization; signal transduction; regulation of small GTPase mediated signal transduction
Cellular component (GO): cytoplasm
Molecular function (GO): GTPase activator activity
Source: RefSeq, a predicted model, not a curated record
CUCCAUUUGGACUUGUUCCAUGGCGGCUGUCGAGGGGGAAUCCCAUCUGGACGAUGGCUGGGGCGCGGAGAACCACGACGGGUCAAUGGUUGAAAUCACAUCAUCCGAAGACGAGUUACUAUCACCUACACCGGAAGAGGCGGAAGAAGCCGCUACUUGGCUAAUCGACGUCGGAUUGGGCGACAUUGUCGACAACCUGAUGGAAAACAAUCAAUUAGUGACGGAAACCAGUCUAGCAAAUGCCGUAAUAGAAGACAAUCUGACGAGUAAUCAAUACCAAACGAUCCGGCGACGAGUGGAGACUCUUCGCGUCACAUUAAAGAGCCGUAAAACUCGAACUGGAGCUGGCCAACAGAGGCCCGACUGCCGCGACAUUUUCCGUGAUCCAGAGGCUAGCCAUAGCGGCGGAUCGAGUGGCCGCUCGCGAUCAGCCACCCCUGACUCGUUGGACACGGACUCGUUGAAAACAUCAACCGAGAAUUUGAUAGGAGAGGGACUAACAAUCAGUCCGGCAGUCUCGCCAAAAACUUGGUCGCGCUCCGGUAGCCAAGACGAUGGCGAGCAUUUAUCCAAUCGAUUUCAAAGCAGCUGCCUGAAUGACGAUGAUGCGGCAACUAUUUCGAGCAACAAAAUCUUUCACCUGGAUUCGUUCCUUCCGACUCCUACUCAUAGAUCAGAGGCGAGAAGACGUAGUUUUAAUCAAAUUGAUGGCAUAAAACAGUCAUUUAAACCGUCUCGGCCGGGAUUUUUCAGCCCAGCAACCGAAGGUCACGUAGCUGCAGUUGAUAAGCAGGGGAUCGAGAUUGUCAAGUUCAAACUGGUUGGUACACUCUCGUCGGCUUCGCUCUACAGUCAAAGGAGAAACAGCGAUCAAUUCGAGGAUGUUUCAGAGCUACUUCCGGUUACGCAACAGCCGAGAAUUUCCCUAGAAGACGGGCUGAACCAUACACAAAAGAGAAAAUUACGUCAAUUGGCUCUCCUGGAACUGACCGCCUUAAUGGAUAAGUAUGGACUGACCAUAAGGAAACGAAGCAGGCUCAGAGUCCGUAGUUUCGCACAGGCAAGCAGAGAGAGGAAUGUUUUUGGAGUACCUUUGAAAAAACUAGUGGAAAAAGAUCAAGCAAGAAUACCAAUUAUCUUUACAAUGUUAAUAGAGCAGCUGAGAAAUAGACGACUGGAUGAAGAAGGACUGCUACGAGUACCUGGCAAUAAACAAAAGAUGCUAGCUAUGCAAAAGCUGAUGGAAAACCAAUGGAAGAAUAAUGUUGAUGCUAGAGGGAUACAAACCGUGAAAAAUGUGUUGGACAGCUCUGGCCCUCAUGAGGUUGCCUGCCUCUUGAAAACAUUCUUGAGGCAGCUACCUGAAUCGCUUUUCACACAAGACUGUUUAGACUUGUUUGCUCAAGUUGGGGACAUGACCAUCUUCGACGACCAGAUAUGGGCACUUAACCUUUUGAUUAUCCAGCUUCCCGACGUCAAUUACCAGACACUUCGAUUGUUGCUCAGAUUUCUCAAGGACGUCGUGGAUCACCAGGCUCAUAACAGGAUGACAGUCAACAACGUGGCCACGGUGAUGGGACCAAACCUUUUCCCACCCAGAAUAAGUAAAGCAAGUACCAAAUCCAACAUGGAAUCAUUAACAGACGGGAUGGCCUACGCCGCGAAAACUAACCGCAUAACUGAGAUGCUCGUCACCCACCAAGACGAACUUUUCUCUACCCCGGAAAUAUUACUGCAAUUAUCUCGUAUCAAAGUCAAAUAGUUAAACAUUUUCUAGUACGUAAACGUUUAUGAAAAUCCGUGCAAUAUGUGUAAAGCCUGCUUAAGUUGUUUAUAGUUGACAUUUGAUGAUGCAAAACAGUAUGCAUGUCGGUUACUACACUGAGAUUUGUAAAUACAUAAAAAUAAUUUGCCGUUUCCCUGGAAAAA